This is a messenger RNA of Aspergillus saccharolyticus JOP 1030-1, 3085 nucleotides long. RefSeq lists its product as uncharacterized. NCBI's taxonomy places the organism in Eukaryota, Fungi, Ascomycota, Eurotiomycetes, Eurotiales, Aspergillaceae. The transcript is spliced from 4 exons. Gene Ontology annotation, biological process: purine nucleobase catabolic process. Bases 1 to 2865 code for a protein of 954 amino acids. Gene Ontology annotation, molecular function: allantoinase activity. The record is from RefSeq and is a predicted model, not a curated record. Gene Ontology annotation, cellular component: cytoplasm.
AUGGGUCAACCCGGCGAACUUGGCCGAGUGCCAUCGUCUCCCCCAUCGAGACGAUGGGGCCUGUAUCUCCUCCCCGCAGUGGUGAUCUUUCUGUGGAGUCAAUUCACCUUCUUCCCUCGACUGCAAUCGUCGGAUCACCCGGCAACCCAGAAACUGUCGCAGCACCGCUUAGCACAACUGGAAGAUCAUCUCCAAGCGUGUUCGCAAUUGCACCGCCCGCCUAUUGAAUACGAGCAGCCACCCGUGGCGACGCGCGAGAAUCCCCGCUGGAACGCGAAGACCGGGCAGAGCCAAGCGAUUCUCCUCCGCAACGCGACCCUCUUCGACGGCGAGCGCACCCUCGACCAUCCCGUAGACAUCACUUUCACGAAAGGCGUCAUCACACACAUCACUCCCACUGCGCACGACAACUCCAUCUCCGAGCCUCAGGAUGCUCUCGUCUUCGACCUGGACGGCCGCUUCGUCACCCCGGGACUGGUGGACAUGCAUUCGCACCACAUCGCAGGCUCCAGCCCCGACGUCCACGCGGUGGAAGAUGUCAACGAGAUGCACCCGGACUUCGGUCCGCUGACCCCCUACGUGACCGCCCUGGAUGCCCUCAAAGCCUACGAUAUUGUCUCCGCCAUCGUCGCCUCGGGGGGCGUCACCGCCUCGCUCAUCCUCCCCGGCUCCGCUAACAUCAUGGGCGGCGAGGCGGUGCCCGUCAAGAAUCUCCGGCGGGACGAAUCAGGAGAAGAGCUCGUGGAGGAGCUUCUCCUUGAGCACGGGGUCCCCAAGGAAGAGCGCCGGCGGUACAUGAAGAUGGCGUGCGGCGAGAAUCCCAAGAAUGUGUACGGCCACACGCGCAUGGGCAACUCGUUCCUCUUCCGCCAGCAGAUGGACCGUGCGCGCCAGCUCCGGCAGAAGCAGGACGAUUGGUGUCUGGCUGCGGCUGCCGCGUACGAAACGGGGGAUGAGAAGGCCAUCGCGGAGCUGGUGCGUGGUGGAGGCCUCCCGACGGAUAUCUCGCUGGAGUCGUCGGUCGCCAUGCUGCGCGGCCAGGUGGGGAUCAAUAUUCACUGUUACGAGAGCGAGGAUAUCGAAGCUAUGCUGCGCCACAGCGAGGAGUUUGGGUUUCGCAUCCAAGCGUUCCAUCAUGCCUUGGAGGCGUGGAGGGUUCCGGACACGAUCAAGAAUUCUGGCCAGAACAUCACCGUCGCCACGUUUUCGCACUUUGCGCACUACAAGCAUGAAGCGUACGAUGCUACGCUCUACGCGGGGAAUAUUCUGGCUGAACAUGGCGUGCCGGUGGCGUAUAAGUCGGACGGCUCCAACGAGUUCCUCAACGCAAAAUACCUCCUUUCCCAGGCUGCAGAGGCGCACUCCUUCGGCCUCGCGGAAGCCCUGGCGCUGCAGUCUGUGACGAGCAUCCCGGCGCGAUCCCUGGAAUUGGCCCACCGCAUCGGAUAUGCCCAGCCAGGCUACGACGCAGACCUCGUCAUCUGGGACUCGCACCCCCUGGCCAACGGGGCCACGCCUUUGCAGGUCUACAUUGAUGGACGCGCCACCCUCAGCACGACUGUCCUGUCCACAUCCUCUCAGACCCCAACACCCCCACCCACCCGUCCAGUUCCACUCACCAGUGACAAGACCGCCAUCUGCGACAGCGCCUCCGCCCCGGACGCCACGGUCAUCAUCACCGGCAUCACGAAGACCCUACUCCCAGGCCUCCGCCCGCAGACCAACACCGACAAUCUAACUCUGGUCCUCUCCGCCGGCCGCAUCACCUGCCUCGGCGCCGAGACCGACUGCCGGGCCUCCGCCGGCUCCGCGACGCCCAUCCACCUGCACGACGGCCACCUCCUGCCCGGCCUGACCGCCGUCACCGCCGGCCUGGGCCUGCAGGACAUCGUGAUGGAGCCCUCGACCGGCGACGGCAUCGUGCCUGCCACAACCACCGACCUAAUCUACGCGAAGCACGGCCUCCACCCCACGGGCAGCAAGGACCUGCAACGCGCAAAACUCGGCGGCAUCACCACCGCCAUCACCGCCCCGCUGGCUCCUUCCGAGGGGCCCAUCUUCCUCCGUGGAGUCUCCGUGGCCUUCCAAGUCAGCAGCACCAGCUCGGACAGCAACACCACCACCACCACCCUCCUCGACCGCGCAAUCCUCACCCCAGACGUCGCCCUCCACAUCCACGUCGGCGAGGCCGGCAAGACGGCGAACACACCCACCAUCUCCGCCCAGAUCGGCCUUCUCCGACGCAUCCUGGCCCACGAAUCCCUGCACCAACUCGACGAAACCCUCCACGAACAGAUAACCAACGGCACUCUCCCUCUGGUCAUCCACACCCGCAACCACCACGACAUCCUGCAUCUGAUCCACCUGAAACGCGACUUCCCAGCCGUAGACCUCAUCCUGUUCGGCGCCACGGAGGCGCCCCUCGUCGCGCGCGAGCUCGCCGCCGCGCGCAUCCCCGUGCUGUUCACGGGCCUCCGUCCGAACCCGGACACCUGGGAGGUGAAAGACGCGGUGGUGGGGCCGCCGCUGACGGCGCCGGGGUUGCAGACGCUCCUCGCGGCGGGGGUAAAGGUGGGGUUGGCGCAGGCGGCGUGGAGUGACUCGGGGAUUCAUAAUCUGGGGACGGAUGCGGGGUUUGCGGCGCGGGUGGUGGAGGGGUUGAGUGAGGAGAAGGCGGUGGGGCUGGUGAGUUGGGAGGUAGAGGACAUCUUGCAUCUGAGGAAGGGGGACAAGGAGCAGGAGGAGGGUCAUGGAGGGGAUUUUGUGGUGUAUGAGGGGAAUCCGUUGGAGUGGGGGGCGAGUGUGGUGUUGACUGUGGAUCAGGCGGCGAGGUCGGUGGUGGAGUGUUGGCCGGAGGCGUCUUAGGUAUUUCUAUGGUAUUCCAGGCAAAGAUGGUCUGUUGCAGCAGAGAAUAGCAGAUUGAAUAGUAGUGAGCUGCAUUAAUGGAUGUGUACAGUAACUUGCAUCGGCGACCGUCUACUGUCCUAUGCCGAGAUGACCAUCCUGUGAUGAGCGAGAGACUGAGAAGAUCCGUGUCUCCUAUACCACAGCAGAUACAAGUUACAUGAUACACCGAAUCAAAAUC